AAACAAACAAACAAACAAACAAAAAUUGCAUUUAGCAAAUUAAUAUAAAAAAUGUCUUCAAAUCAAAUUUAGCAAGAUAGAUAAGUUGAGCACUCUCAUAUGCAAAGCUAAUAUUAAAGAAGCAACUAAGUUCCCACCCAUUCUUAGGUAGUUUAAAAUAAUGUUGGAAGUUCUUAGGAUGAAUAUUCAUUUGAACUGGAAAUUAAUUAACCAGAUAAUGGCCCAUAAAGAUAAGUUCCACAUUUCAAAAUGAAAUAAACAAAAACUCCACCAGCCUAUAUAGCACAUUAAAAAUAAAAAGAUAAUAAUAUUCCAAAUAUGAUGAAGGAUAUGAAAAAAUACUUGUAAUUUAUUAAUAACACAGAUUGGAUGUUCUAAAAUGAUUAAAAUCCUGUUGAGAAUUAUUUUAAGAAUUGA
Tetrahymena thermophila SB210 is the source of this 417-nucleotide messenger RNA. RefSeq lists its product as hypothetical. The transcript is spliced from 2 exons. NCBI's taxonomy places the organism in Eukaryota, Ciliophora, Oligohymenophorea, Hymenostomatida, Tetrahymenidae. The record is from RefSeq and is a predicted model, not a curated record.